Molecule: messenger RNA, 2099 nt
Organism: Boeremia exigua
Lineage: Eukaryota; Fungi; Ascomycota; Dothideomycetes; Pleosporales; Didymellaceae
Product: kinase-like domain-containing protein
Exons: 6
Coding region: 386-2089 (567 amino acids)
Biological process (GO): intracellular signal transduction; peptidyl-serine phosphorylation
Molecular function (GO): ATP binding; protein serine/threonine kinase activity
Source: RefSeq, a predicted model, not a curated record
CUUCCUUGCGGCGCGCCACCUGCGCUAGGUGUGGAACUGCAUUGAGAUGCUGGCGUACUGGCCAAAGAACCAAACGCACGCCCGCCGAAGCUAGCUGCCCUGGGCCACGCCGACGAGACGUGCUGCUUCAAAACUGCGUGUCUCCUUUCAGGCUCUCCGUGCAACUCCUGCCCGCCCGCUGCCCGCCGCCCUCAGCCCUACGCCCAUCGUGUCCGCGACUUGGUGUUGAGAACCUAGAGCUUAAAGCGCUUGUGUGCCCGCAACCCUGCCUUGGCUCCCACCGCCCACGGCUCGACCUCGAACCUUUGUCCCCGCCCACCGCCCGCCUCACGCCUGUCUGGAUGCAUUACUAGGCACGCCCGCUCCCAUUCACACGUAGCCCGCCAUGGGUCAGAGCAACGGCAAGCCCGUGGUGUUCACCGACCAAGUGAACCUCAACCACUUCCGCCUGCUGCGAGUCGUCGGCAAAGGCGCCUUCGGCAAGGUGCGCAUUGUCGAGCGCAAGGACACUGGCCUCACCUUUGCGCUCAAGUACAUAAGAAAAGAUGAAGUCGUACGGUCAGAGAGCGUCCGCAACAUCAUCCGCGAGCGCCGCAUGCUCGAGCACCUCAACCACCCGUUUCUCUGCAAUCUGCGUUACAGCUUCCAGGACAUCGAGUACCUGUAUAUUGUAGUGGAUCUCAUGAACGGCGGCGAUCUGCGCUUCCACAUCUCGCGAAAAACCUUCACCGAGGAGGCCGUGCGGUUCUGGAUGGCCCAGCUGGGGUGCGCCGUGCGCUACAUCCACCAGCAGGGCAUCGUGCAUCGAGAUAUCAAGCCCGACAACGUGCUGCUGGACUCGGAAGGACACGUCCACUUGGCAGAUUUCAAUGUCGCUUCCGACUUCACCCCGCACAAGCCGCUCACCAGCAAGUCUGGAACCCUCGCAUAUCUGGCGCCCGAAGUGUACGAGGGCAAGGGCUACUCGUGCGAGGUCGAUUGGUGGUCACUCGGCGUGCUUUUCUACGAGUGCAUCUACAACAAGCGACCUUUCGAGGCGAGCAGCCACGACUCGCUCGCGGCCAAGAUCGCCAAAGGAGAGCCCACAUACCCCGUAACAAGUCCUCCGGUCUCGAUGCCGUGUCUGCACGCCAUCAGCUCGCUGCUGGAGAAGGAUCGCAAAAAGAGGAUUGGUGCAAUCAGCUUCGAGUCGUUCCUCGACAACCCGUUCUUCCGCGUGAUCGAUUUCGAGGCAUUGGAGGCCAAGGAGAUCCCCCCCGUGUUUGUUCCCUCCAGCGACAAGACGAACUUUGAUGCGACGUACGAUCUGGAGGAGCUGUUGCUGGAAGAGGCGCCACUCGAGGCACGAGCUCGCAGGCAGAAGCCCAGAGAAGCCCUGAAGGACGAUGCCACAGAUGCUGAGAUCCGAGCCGAGGAGCUGCACAAGAUGAUCGAGACGCUGUUCGAGCCGUUCAAUUACACUGUAGUCGCAGACCAGCGGCCUGCAGCAGUGAUAGUCGCAGAUCCUAAUGACUCUACAGGCGGCUCAAGAGCCAGCAACCAAAGCAACAGCGACCACGCGCCCGUCCCAGUCGCCCAACAGCACGAUCCCUGGGGCCGCCCACUGGCCACACAACGAUCCCAGGAAGGCGACCUGCACCCAACCCGUUCGACAACAAUGACCAACCCGCGAUCCACGACGCACUCGCCGAACGGCAGCCCGCCGCUUGCCACAGCCAACCUCAACCGGGGCAACAAGUCAACCACCGCAUCGCAAGCAUCCCAACGUGGAGAACACGCCGAUUUCUUCCCCACCGAGCCUACCGAUCCCGUCCCCCCCUCGUUCUCACGGCCCAUGAACAGCCGCCCACGUGGGUCGCAGCGCAGUACAAGCAUGGGCGGUGGCGUACAGGUAGUCCUCGACGGCACCGGUUCAUGGUCCGAGAUGGCUAACCAGAGCUCUGCGCUUGUACAGACUCCGCAGACCGAGAAGCCCUCCGGCAUGCUCGGCUUCCUCAGUCGAAAGAAAGGCCGGGACAGGAGCCCCAAGGCCAAAGAGAGGGGCGUGCUCGGCAAAGAGGGUGCACGAGUCAUCAUCAGCAACACAUGAUGGCUUUGCC